Messenger RNA from Coffea arabica (coffee), 1559 nucleotides. RefSeq names its product annexin D8. Gene Ontology annotation, molecular function: calcium ion binding; calcium-dependent phospholipid binding; phosphatidylserine binding. Gene Ontology annotation, biological process: response to salt stress; response to heat; response to cold. Gene Ontology annotation, cellular component: plasma membrane; cytoplasm. The record is from RefSeq and is a predicted model, not a curated record. Lineage: Eukaryota; Viridiplantae; Streptophyta; Magnoliopsida; Gentianales; Rubiaceae.
CAAGGCAGUGCAAACUCGUUAAACAUCGCUUUCUUGCUUUAUGGCUUUAUCUUCCACUCUCACUCACGCCACCACCAUCUACUAACCAGGGACACCUUCCCAUUCGCCCCACCUCCCAAAAAAAAAAAAAAAGAAAAAAAACUACCAUUUUUCUUGACUACUUAUUACAAACCCUUUUCUUGAUCUCCAAGCAUUUUCCUAAUAUAAAUAUUCGUAUAGUUUUAUAUGUGCGUUUUAUUGUUUUCUUGCAAUGUUGUUCGCAUAGCGGAAAAAGUUAUGGCGUGGUCAAGCUGCAACUGUGAGAGUAUCUGUAAGGAGAUUCAUGAUUCUUGGGGACAGCCUGCUCAUUUGAUUCAACAUCUGGCUGGCCUGACUCAACUCGAAUGCAGGAAAACUAGGGAGACGUAUGUGAAGAUUUAUGGGGAGGACCCUGCUCAGCUUCUGCUUCAGAGUUCGGAAUCCUCUAGCCAAGGAACCGGAGUUUCUCAGAGGACAUAUGCGGCUUUGUCAAUGAUGAUGGUCAAUCCGCAUGAACGUGACGCAAUUGUGGCUAGAGAGGCAUUUGAGCAGAAUGAUACGGUGAAUUACAAGGCUCUGAUUGAAAUAUUUACUUGCCGGAAAUCAAGUCAUGUUCUUCUCAUACAAGCAGCCUAUCAUGCAAAAUAUAAGAGGCAAUUAGAUCAAGACAUUAUCAGCAUCGAACCUUCCCACCCCUAUCAAAGGAUUUUGAUGGCAUUGUCUGCAUCACACAAAGCACUCCAAGCUGAUGCCAGCCAACACAUUGCCAGGUGCGAUGCCAUGAGGCUUUACCAAGCAGGGGAGGGAAAGCCGGGGGCAGUUGAUGAAGCAGUUCUGCUAGAAAUUCUCAGUAAAAGGAGCAUUCUUCAACUGAGGCUGACAUUUUCCGCCUAUAAGCACAUCUUUGGUCACACUUACACGGCUUUUAGUUUUCGGUUUUCCUUGACAAUUUUUCAGUCCCUCAAGAAUGAAAAAUCAGGAGAAUUCGAAGAUGCCCUGAGAGUGGUGGUGACAUGCAUAUGCAACCCGCCAAAAUAUUAUGCAGAGACAUUGUAUGCAUGCAUAAAAGGGACAGCAACAGAUAAAGGAGCUUUGGUCCGAGUUAUCAUGAGCAGAGCAGAGGUGGACAUGAAUGAAAUACAAAAGGUUUUCAAGAAGAAGUAUGGGGUAGAACUUAUGAUUGCUAUGAGCGAAAGUCUUCCAUCUGGGGAUUAUGGAGAGUUAGUUCUUGCACUUGCAACAAAGACAUGUAGAGUACCUGAUGGCUCCGUCUAAAACAGUUCAUUUAUGUUGCCCGGCAGGCAUAGUAUUUCUAGUAGCGAUAUCAAGUCUUAACAAGCAGCACUGUUUGGGAUCUAAUUAAUCCAUUAGUUGUAGCUAAUACUAGACUAGUAUGUUGCAGUAACUUGGUUAACUUAUCUGUUUCGGGAGCUGAUAUUAGCAAUUUCACGAAGAGGAUGUUCAUUCAGAAUCUGUCUCAGCAGGAAUUAGUGCCCACGUUCUUGAGUUCUGAUAAAUUAUUAUUAUUGGCAGCCGUCUCA